AUGGGACGUUUAGUUGGCUUAGAACUAAGUAAUUUCAAGUCCUAUAGAGGCGUUACCAAGGUAGGAUUCGGCGAGUCGAAUUUCACAAGUAUUAUCGGUCCUAACGGAUCUGGUAAAUCGAAUAUGAUGGAUGCUAUCUCAUUCGUACUCGGUGUGCGGAGUAAUCAUUUGAGGUCAAACAUCUUGAAAGAUUUAAUCUAUAGAGGUGUUCUAAACGAUGAGAAUAGUGACGAUUAUGAUAACGAGGGCGCUGCCUCUUCGAACCCACAAUCCGCAUACGUGAAGGCAUUUUAUCAAAAAGGUAACAAACUGGUGGAGCUGAUGAGGAUAAUUUCCAGAAACGGUGACACUAGUUAUAAAAUUGAUGGAAAAACUGUCUCCUAUAAGGACUAUUCUAUAUUUCUUGAGAACGAAAAUAUUCUUAUCAAAGCCAAAAAUUUUCUAGUGUUCCAGGGUGAUGUUGAGCAAAUUGCAGCACAAUCUCCCGUAGAAUUAUCAAGAAUGUUUGAAGAAGUAUCAGGUUCUAUCCAAUACAAAAAGGAGUAUGAAGAGUUGAAGGAAAAGAUUGAGAAAUUAAGCAAAUCUGCAACCGAAUCUAUAAAAAAUAGGAGAAGGAUCCAUGGAGAAUUGAAGACAUAUAAAGAAGGUAUCAAUAAGAACGAGGAGUAUAGGAAACAAUUGGACAAAAAAAAUGAAUUACAGAAGUUCCAGGCUCUAUGGCAGUUAUAUCAUUUAGAGCAACAAAAAGAGGAGCUAACGGACAAGCUGUCCGCAUUAAACUCUGAAAUAUCGUCUUUAAAGGGAAAAAUAAAUAACGAGAUGAAAUCAUUACAACGCUCAAAAUCUUCCUUUGUUAAAGAAAGCGCAGUAAUUUCUAAGCAAAAAAGUAAAUUAGAUUAUAUCUUCAAGGAUAAGGAAAAAUUAGUCUCGGAUUUACGGCUCAUAAAGGUUCCUCAACAGGCAGCAGGGAAGCGAAUUUCCCAUAUAGAAAAAAGAAUCGAAAGUUUACAGAAAGAUCUUCAAAGACAGAAGACUUAUGUGGAGAGAUUUGAAACACAACUAAAAGUGGUGACCAGAUCAAAGGAAGCUUUUGAAGAGGAAAUCAAACAAUCUGCUAGAAACUAUGACAAAUUCAAGCUAAAUGAAAAUGAUUUAAAGACAUAUAAUUGCUUACAUGAAAAAUAUCUGACUGAAGGUGGGUCAAUCCUAGAAGAAAAAAUUGCCGUUUUGAACAACGAUAAGCGAGAAAUCCAAGAGGAAUUGGAGAGAUUCAACAAAAGGGCAGAUAUUUCUAAAAGAAGGAUAACGGAGGAGCUUUCUAUAACAGGAGAAAAAUUGGACACGCAAUUAAACGAUUUAAGAGUUUCUUUGAAUGAGAAAAACGCCCUUCAUACUGAACGUUUGCACGAGCUGAAAAAAUUACAAUCUGAUAUUGAAUCUGCUAAUAAUCAAGAAUACGACUUAAAUUUCAAGUUGAGGGAAACGUUGGUUAAGAUCGAUGACUUGAGUGCUAAUCAAAGAGAAACAAUGAAAGAAAGAAAACUAAGAGAAAAUAUAGCAAUGUUGAAAAGAUUCUUCCCCGGAGUAAAAGGUCUUGUUCAUGAUCUUUGUCACCCAAAAAAGGAGAAAUAUGGCUUGGCAGUGUCUACCAUCUUAGGUAAGAACUUUGAUUCCGUCAUUGUAGAAAAUUUAACCGUAGCUCAAGAAUGCAUUGCAUUUUUGAAGAAGCAACGUGCGGGCACUGCAUCUUUCAUACCACUAGACACAAUUGAGACAGAGUUACCUACAUUAUCAUUGCCUGACUCACAAGACUAUAUUUUAUCAAUUAAUGCUAUUGACUACGAGCCGGAAUAUGAAAAAGCGAUGCAAUAUGUGUGUGGCGAUUCCAUCAUAUGUAAUACGUUGAAUAUUGCUAAAGAUCUGAAAUGGAAAAAGGGCAUAAGAGGCAAAUUGGUUACAAUUGAAGGUGCUUUGAUCCACAAGGCCGGUUUGAUGACAGGUGGUAUAUCAGGAGAUGCCAAUAAUAGGUGGGAUAAAGAAGAAUAUCAAAGCUUAAUGUCUUUAAAAGACAAAUUACUAAUCCAAAUCGAUGAACUUUCCAACGGUCAACGCUCUAAUUCAAUCAGAGCAAGAGAAGUUGAAAAUAGUGUUUCACUAUUGAACUCGGACAUAGCAAAUUUGAGAACUCAAGUAACACAACAAAAACGCUCCUUGGAUGAAAAUCGUUUAGAGAUUAAGUACCAUAAUGACUUGAUAGAGAAAGAAAUUCAACCGAAGAUAACUGAACUAAAGAAGAAGCUAGAUGAUUUAGAAAAUACUAAAGAUAAUUUAGUGAAAGAGAAGGAGGCUUUACAAAAUAAUAUUUUCAAAGAAUUCACUAGUAAAAUUGGCUUUACAAUCAAAGAAUAUGAAAAUCAUUCCGGUGAAUUGAUGAGACAACAAUCUAAAGAAUUACAGCAGUUACAAAAACAAAUUUUGACCGUUGAAAAUAAGUUGCAGUUUGAGACAGACAGACUAAGUACUACUCAAAGAAGAUAUGAAAAGGCGCAAAAGGAUUUAGAGAAUGCUCAAGUUGAAAUGAAGUCUUUGGAAGAACAGGAAUAUGCAAUAGAAAUGAAAAUCGGAUCAAUAGAGUCUAAAUUGGAAGAACACAAAAAUCACUUAGAUGAGUUACAGAAGAAAUUUGUAACGAAGCAAAGUGAAUUAAAUUCCAGCGAAGAUAUUCUAGAGGACAUGAACAGCAACUUACAAGUCUUAAAAAGGGAAAGAGACGGUAUAAAGGAAGAUAUUGAAAAGUUUGAUUUAGAGAGAGUAACAGCGUUAAAGAAUUGUAAAAUUUCUAAUAUAAAUAUACCUAUAUCAUCUGAAACAACGAUAGAUGAUUUACCAAUAUCUUCCACUGAUAAUGAAGCAAUUACAAUUUCCAACAGUAUCGAUAUAAACUAUAAAGGACUACCUAAAAAAUACAAAGAAAACAAUACCGAUUCGGCAAGGAAGGAGCUGGAGCAGAAGAUUCAUGAAGUGGAGGAAAUAUUGAACGAGUUGCAGCCCAAUGCAAGAGCUUUGGAGAGAUACGACGAGGCGGAAGGAAGGUUUGAAGUGAUUAAUAACGAAACAGAACAACUAAAGGCCGAAGAAAAGAAAAUAUUAAACCAGUUCCUAAAAAUUAAGAAAAAAAGAAAGGAACUGUUCGAAAAGACAUUUGAUUAUGUGAGCGACCAUUUAGACGCAAUCUACAGGGAACUUACUAAAAAUCCCAACUCCAAUGUGGAAUUGGCCGGUGGUAACGCUUCUUUAACCAUAGAAGACGAAGAUGAACCGUUCAAUGCGGGAAUCAAAUAUCAUGCCACUCCGCCUCUUAAAAGAUUCAAAGACAUGGAAUAUCUUUCUGGUGGUGAAAAAACCGUAGCUGCAUUAGCUCUAUUAUUUGCUAUUAAUUCCUACCAGCCUAGUCCCUUCUUCGUGCUGGACGAAGUGGACGCAGCCCUAGACAUUACUAACGUCCAGAGAAUUGCUGCCUAUAUAAGAAGGCACCGUAAUCCAGAUCUCCAAUUCAUUGUCAUUUCAUUGAAGAACACCAUGUUUGAAAAAUCUGACGCUCUCGUUGGGGUUUACAGACAGCAACAAGAAAACUCGUCGAAGAUCAUAACUUUGGACUUGAGCAAUUACGCAGAAUAA
Saccharomyces cerevisiae S288C is the source of this 3678-nucleotide messenger RNA. It is a transcript of the gene SMC1, whose product is annotated as cohesin subunit SMC1. The record is from RefSeq and is marked reviewed. Bases 1 to 3678 code for a protein of 1225 amino acids. Gene Ontology annotation, molecular function: ATP hydrolysis activity; ATP binding. The transcript has a single exon. NCBI's taxonomy places the organism in Eukaryota, Fungi, Ascomycota, Saccharomycetes, Saccharomycetales, Saccharomycetaceae. Gene Ontology annotation, biological process: sister chromatid cohesion; chromosome organization; chromosome segregation. Gene Ontology annotation, cellular component: chromosome; cohesin complex; nucleus.